UGCCGAGGUAACCGGCUAAGACGCCAGUCCACAAAUCCUCUUAUAGCGCGAGCGUUAGCUUAGCCAGCCAAGGGAGAUUUACCUUAUUUUACGGUUUUAAAUUAUAAACACUAUCAGCAUAUAUAAACUCGGGGUAUGGCGGGUGUGUUAGACGCGCUGUGGGAGGACCGAGAUGUUCGCUUUGACAUCACAGCGCAACAGAUGAAAACCAGACCAGGUGAAGUGCUCAUUGAUUGUCUAGAUUCUAUCGAAGACACAAAGGGAAAUAAUGGUGACAGAGGAAGACUCCUGGUGACCAAUUUAAGAAUUAUUUGGCAUUCUAUCGCCCUGCCAAGAGUUAACCUGUCUGUUGGAUACAAUUCAGUCAUAAACAUCACCACAAGGACAGCAAAUUCUAAACUAAGAGGCCAGACUGAAGCUCUCUACAUUUUGACUAAGUCUAACAACACAAGAUUUGAGUUUAUAUUCACCAAUGUCGUUCCUGGCAGUCCAAGGCUCUUCACAUCCGUCAUUGCUGUUCACAGAGCUUAUGAGACCUCCAAAAUGUAUCGUGAUCUCAAAUUAAGAGGGGCUCUGAUUCAGAAUAAGCAGCUGAGGCUCCUGCCACGGGAACAAGUAUACGACAAAAUAAAUGGUGUUUGGAAUUUAUCCAGUGAUCAGGGUAACCUUGGAACUUUCUUCAUUACUAAUGUGAGGAUAGUGUGGCAUGCCAACAUGAAUGAGAGCUUCAAUGUCAGCAUUCCCUACUUGCAGAUUCGUUCCAUAAGGAUAAGAGAUUCAAAGUUUGGACUCGCACUUGUGAUUGAGAGUUCUCAACAGACAGGUGGAUAUGUGCUUGGUUUCAAGAUUGAUCCAAUGGACAAGCUGCAGGAUGCAGUGAAGGAAAUAAACUCCCUUCACAAAGUCUAUUCUGCAAACCCCAUAUUUGGUGUGGAGUAUGAGAUGGAGGAAAAGCCACAGCCACUGGAGGAGUUAACAGUGGAACAGCCUCCUGAUGACGUGGAAAUCGAGCCGGAUGAACAAACUGACGCUUUCACAGCUUACUUUGCUGAUAGCAACAAGCAACAAGACCGGGAACCUGUGUUCUCAGAAGAGCUUGGUUUAGCGGUGGAGAAGUUAAAAGAUGGAUUUACACUGCAAGGACUUUGGGAAGUUAUGGGCUAAAAAUACUGAGGAACAAAUGAUCCUACUCAACAUUAUCUUUUUUUUUUUUCUUUUUUUUUUAUGAAGCUUUGGGGUACAACUGUUUACAGCCAAACUCAAUGCUUGGAAAUGCAUUUCAACAUGUAUUUAUUUAUUUUUGUAGAUUUACUAUGUAUGAUUAAAUUCUGCUUCAUAUGCAGGGUAAUAUUUAUAUGGACAGUAUCAUUGUCUAUUAUAUACAUUGUAAUAAUAUGAAAUUUAGAUGGUCUCUUUCUUGUAAACUGGAUUAACGAGAGAUAAUUAAAUUUAGGAAUGUUUUUUGCCUGUUUAAGGCCAACAUUAAUGCUACUAUAGUAAAAUGUUUUGCUAUUUUUUGCUAUUAGACUGAAAUACACGAUUUCAAAAGGAUUUUUUUUUCAGUGUAAAUAUUGAUUAAAGUUUGUGAAAUAAGCCAA
Molecule: messenger RNA, 1598 nt
Organism: Astyanax mexicanus (Mexican tetra)
Lineage: Eukaryota; Metazoa; Chordata; Actinopteri; Characiformes; Acestrorhamphidae
Gene: bbs5
Product: Bardet-Biedl syndrome 5
Exons: 12
Coding region: 136-1164 (342 amino acids)
Biological process (GO): intracellular transport; cilium assembly
Cellular component (GO): BBSome; ciliary basal body
Molecular function (GO): phosphatidylinositol-3-phosphate binding
Source: RefSeq, a predicted model, not a curated record